AUGGCUUCUAAUCCAAUCGGAAUGAAGCGAAUAGCCAUGGCGAGUACAUCUUCCGUAGGCAUUUCAGUUCUUCCUCUUUCCCAGCUGAAGCCAAUUACUAUUGAAGUUCCAUGUAAAGAAAGAGUUAUUUCUCAUAGAUUUUCAACAACCAGAAACCCUUCUUAUUCAACAAGAGAAUUUCACGGGUUAAUAUCAAAGAAAAUGACAUUUAUAACCCCCAGAUGCAGCAAUUCCUCAAGCCCUGAUGGUGUUACUGAUGACUCAUCUAAUAAAGCCAAGGUUCCAUUUGGGUAUAGUAGGAAAGAUGUUCUUUUUAUUGGACUUGGAGUUACAUUCUUUGGGAUUGGUCUAAAAAGUGGAUUGGAGUUCUUUGGAGUUGAUCCUUUGCAAGCUGGGAAUGUUGUCCAGUUAGUGUUGGUGUUAGGUCUUACAGUUGGAUGGAUUUCAACUUAUAUUUUUCGGGUCUCAAAUAAAGAAAUGACAUAUGCUCAACAAUUACGUGACUAUGAAAUGAAAGUUAUGGAGAAACGGUUGGAGGGUCUAAGUGAAGCUGAACUACAAGCCUUGCUUGAACAAGUGGAGGAGGAAAAACGUUUGCCAAGAGAAUAA
Molecule: messenger RNA, 609 nt
Organism: Lactuca virosa
Lineage: Eukaryota; Viridiplantae; Streptophyta; Magnoliopsida; Asterales; Asteraceae
Source: the annotation of a GenBank genome assembly